GUUACGUUAUCAUUCCAUGCUCGAGGAGGAGAGAAGAAGGGAAAAUGGCUGUAACAGCACUGGCUUCAGUGAGAGUGGUGAAAUCUUCAUGGGACACGCAGCGAAGCCUCACUCCCAAUCACACCCAACCCUCGUUGAACAACAAAAACCCUAGCACAGUUCGUCUUACACCCUCUCAAAACAAGCAAAUCACCCCAACAACGACCCCAACCACUCUGAAGAAGAACUUCAAUGUUUCUGAGCUUCUUGACUUGAAAAACCGUGAUUCUACUGAAGGCACUGAAUUCUCAGAUUCGUAUUUGGGUUAUGAGAGAUGGUUACCAGAUCCACCAGCGGUUAAAAAGCCUCGAUCGAUAUACAACGCAGCGUCUUUGGCAUAUAUUGGUGAUUGCAUUUAUGAGUUAUAUGCUCGCAGGCACUUCCUGUUUCCUCCCUUAAAUAUUGAGGAAUACAAUGAUCGUGUGACAGCAGUAGUACGUUGUGAAGCACAGGAUGCAUUACUCAAGAAACUUCUAAAGGAUGACUACUUAUCAGAAAAGGAAAGGGAUGUUCUUCGGUGGGGAAAAAACAUUGGUUCAGGAAAAACACGGACUACAAAGAGAGCUGGUGUAUCUGUGUAUAAUAGAGCUUCAUCAUUGGAAACACUAGUUGGCUACCUUUACCUGACUAAUGUGAAACGCUUGGAAGAAGUCAUGCAAAAGUUGGGAUUCUCAACAGGUGAUUCUGCCCAAUUAAUCCUGAAAGAAACACAGUAAGCUGAAAUGAGAAAUUUGUGGAGCCCAUUUCAAACCUGCUUCUUUGUAUCAAGUUCUCUGUAUAUCCAGCAGCACAACUCUCAACUGAGCUUCAUUUAUACAUGUUACUGGAAUUAUCUAUCUAUAUGCUUUUAUAACCAUGAAAUUUUCUGUUUGCUUAGGCUUUAUUCCCAUUAAUCUUCUUAGGCUUUAUAACCAUGCAACUGGUUCUUUUUUUUCCUACAUUAAUCCCAUGCUUCUAUCUAUCAAAUAUAAUUCCAAGUCAUGUGCUUUGCCUUGA
Messenger RNA from Nelumbo nucifera (sacred lotus), 1035 nucleotides. RefSeq lists its product as uncharacterized. The record is from RefSeq and is a predicted model, not a curated record. Gene Ontology annotation, biological process: RNA processing. Lineage: Eukaryota; Viridiplantae; Streptophyta; Magnoliopsida; Proteales; Nelumbonaceae. Gene Ontology annotation, molecular function: ribonuclease III activity.